AUGGGUACCCCAUCCUCCAUACCCAUAAACCCUAACCCCAGUCCCAGUCCGCCGUUACCUCAGUCGCCCCCGCUGCAAAUGCCGCCAUUGCCGCAAUCGCCACCACCUCAGUCGCCACCACUACCCCCAGACCAAACACCAACCCUCAUUCCGCCAACUCCCCUCUCGCCGCAAACUGAACCGCAAACUGAAACACCAAUUCUCGACCCUCAUUCCCCAGAAACAAUGCCUGAGCCUGCACCUACUCAAACUAAAACCAAAGGCAAAAAUCAAAAAGCUGCAGGUAGACCCAAGAAAACCCCUGUCGGAAAACGGAAACGAGUACCCUCUGUUCCUUUCGACCUAAAUUCUCCACCCCAACCUUCCUCUGAACCAGUCAACAAAAGGACUAGGUCCUCCUCGCAAACUCCAGCACCAGCAGUCCAAACACCUAUAUCUCAGUCACCUUUACACUCUCCAGCAGCACCUGCGUCAUCUGCUAAUGACCUAGAGGAGGAUUCGAGGUAUAAAAAUAUUGAGUGGCAGCAAACUGUUUAUGACCCUGUUCAAUUUUGGAAAGAUAUUGCACCUUUUAGGGGUUAUUAUAGACAGAGGACUGCAAAAGCAUCUAGGAUAGUCGAUCAUGUGUUGAAAUACCUCCAUAGCUUUGAUGCUAGUCUAUAUAAGCUGCUGCCAGUUUCUAGUGAAUCAUAUAUAGACAGCACAAUGUUGCUGCACAUGGAUGUUUGUGAGAAAGUAGGCCACACUUAUACUCUGUUACAGCAGCAUCCUGAAGCCACUGGUACAGCAGACCCCACUACCUUUGCACCAGCAGAACCCCAACCAACCACUACACCAUAA
Messenger RNA from Hevea brasiliensis (rubber tree), 840 nucleotides. Its product is annotated as vegetative cell wall protein gp1-like. The record is from RefSeq and is a predicted model, not a curated record. Bases 1 to 840 code for a protein of 279 amino acids. NCBI's taxonomy places the organism in Eukaryota, Viridiplantae, Streptophyta, Magnoliopsida, Malpighiales, Euphorbiaceae. The transcript is spliced from 3 exons.